Chlorella variabilis is the source of this 1407-nucleotide messenger RNA. Its product is annotated as expressed protein. Bases 1 to 1407 code for a protein of 468 amino acids. The transcript has 7 exons. Lineage: Eukaryota; Viridiplantae; Chlorophyta; Trebouxiophyceae; Chlorellales; Chlorellaceae. Gene Ontology annotation, molecular function: calcium ion binding. The record is from RefSeq and is a predicted model, not a curated record.
AUGGAGCAGGAGGAAGGCAGCCAGCAGCAUGCCGCCGCCGCGGCGGAGGACGCGUCGGGGCGCUUUGGCAUCCGCUUCGCCGGCGGCCAGUGGGUCACCAGCGGGCACAGCCAGCAGCUCGCCAUGCCGCAGAUGCAGCACGUGCCCGAGUUUGGCGUCACCAUCCCCGCCAACCCUUUCCUGGAGCGGGCAGACACAAUGGAGGCGUUCAGCAAGAGCGCGACGCUCGACCCGUCGCCCACCACCGGCCAGCUUGCCGCGCCGGCGGAGAAGGAGAAGGAGCGCCAGCACAGCGCUUGGCGCAUGAGCGGCAUCGCAAUCGGGGACCUGUUUCAAAUCACGGCGGACCCCAAGGUACAGAAGCGGGUGAUGAAGGCGGACUCGAACAACGACGGCCGCAUCAGCCGCAAGGACAUCCUCAAGGUCAUGCAGAGCGAGGCCUCAGCCAAGCACAAGCUGAAGUGGGGCCUGAUCAUCGGCGGCACGCUGCUGGUGUUCUGCCUGCUGAUGCUGGCAGCCAACGCCGCUCUUACAUACGUGGUUGUCAGCAUGAGCAAGGAUACCAGCGUGCAGACCAGCGGCGUGAUGACCGACAAGAGCGGCACCACCGUCGUGGGCACGGCACAGGCGGCGGAGACAGCAGAUCUGCUGUAUGCCUACCACACACCCGCCGAUGCCGCCGCAUCGCUGCUCAGCCUGAAGCAGUUGCUGGUAACGGCAGACAGCGGCACAAUGUCAGCCUACCAAGUGCUGUCCGCCACUCUGGUUGCUGGCAAGCGGCUGGACUUUGUGGUGGCGGCACCCACGCAAGAUGCCAGCGGCAAUGGCCCUGUUGCCGAGAUGAUCCGAAUCGUGAUCAGCGAGGAAGGGGUGCAUGAGGUUCGCAGCGGCAGCAUCGAGCAGGCCAGCGGCGGCGGGCGGCGGCUGCUGGUGACCCCCAGCAAUAGCAAGGCCAGCGUGACGGGCCUGGUGACCAACACGGCAACCAGCACCUGCUCAGCCACCUCCGGCGGCACCUGCUCCAAGGCAGCCACACAGAUGAGCUGCCCUCCAGUCCCCGUCUGCGGCAUGGAUGGCAAGUACUACGCUACGCGGUGCUUGGCCGCGAAGGCGGGCACCACCGUCAAGUGCAUGAGCUGCGGCACCAACUGCGCGGCUCCCAACCCGCGGCCAGCUGGCAUGCCAGACAACCUGUCCUCCUAUGAUGGACCCAACUAUGUGCGGACGAGCCCGCCGCCCCCGGCCGGCGGCUCGGCGGCUGCCACCGCCGCGGGCGGCCUCGCCCGUCCCGGCGGCUUGCCCGCCAACCUCGGCUCGCAUGGGCAGGAUUAUGUCAGGACGCGGCCGCCGCCCCCUUCGCCCACCGCCAAGAACACCAAGCCCGCCUCAGUCAAGAAGCCCAAGUGA